This is a messenger RNA of Ficedula albicollis (Collared flycatcher), 1284 nucleotides long. RefSeq names its product death-associated protein kinase 2-like. Gene Ontology annotation, biological process: intracellular signal transduction; positive regulation of apoptotic process; protein phosphorylation. Gene Ontology annotation, molecular function: ATP binding; protein serine/threonine kinase activity. Bases 1 to 1284 code for a protein of 427 amino acids. Lineage: Eukaryota; Metazoa; Chordata; Aves; Passeriformes; Muscicapidae. The record is from RefSeq and is a predicted model, not a curated record. The transcript has 14 exons. Gene Ontology annotation, cellular component: nucleus; cytoplasm.
AUGGUGGCCCUGGGUCUGACUCUGGCAGUGCUUUGGGAUUGUUCUUUAGCUGGGGGUGUCACUGGGAGCCCAGCUCCCCGGGAAUGCCGUGAGGCAGAGCCUGGCACUGCUGGAGCAACGCUGGAGCUGCAGCACAGCGAAGGAGGAGGAGGCUGCUGUGACCCCCUCUCUUCCUGCUCCUGCAGCAUUUCCGAGCCCCCUGAGCAGCUCCUGCAGGUCGUUCCAGGGGGUCCCAAGUUUCCACGUGCUGAAGAAUUUAGUGUGAACUGGAAAAACUGGGCAGAGCCUGAGCUCAGAUGGGCGCUGGGGAAUUCCCCUUUGAAUGUGCUGGGGGGCUCUGUGCUCCAGGAUGUGGCUGAGCCCAGGGAGGAUGUGGGGAGUGAGAGCCUGGCAGCCAGCCCGAGCCCAGGCAGUGUGGAGGACGUGUACGAGCUGCUGGAGAAGCUGGGCAGCGGCCACUUCGGCGUGGUGAGGCUCUGCCGUGAGCGCGGCACCGGCGCCUUCUACGCCGCCAAAUUCGUGAGGACGCGGCGGAGCCGGGGCGGCCGCCGGGGGCUGGAGAGGGCGCAGGUGGAGCGGGAGGUCGCCAUCCUCCGCCAGCUCGAGCACCCCAACAUCAUGCGGCUCCACGACCUCUUCUCCAGCAGAGCUGAAGUGGUGCUCGUCCUGGAGCUGAUCGGCGGUGGGGAGCUCUUUGAUUUCAUUGCCGAGAAGGAGAUGCUGUCAGAGGAGGAGGCCGUCGAGUUCCUGGGGCAGAUCCUGAGUGGGGUGCAAUACCUGCACGCUCGCCUCAUCGCCCACUUCGACCUCAAGCCCGAGAACAUCAUGCUGCAGGAGAAGGGCGUCCCCAAGCCCUGGAUCAAGAUCAUCGACUUUGGGCUGGCCCAGCAGCUGGAGGAUGGCACCACCUUCAGGAGCCUCUGUGGGACCCCCCAGUACAUUGCUCCUGAAGUGAUCAAUUACGAGCCACUGAGCCCCGCGACCGACAUGUGGAGCAUUGGAGUCAUCACCUACAUUCUGCUCAGUGGCCUGUCCCCCUUCCAGGGUGAGACGGAUGCUGAGACCCUCUCCAACGUCGUGGCCGGCGCCUACGAGUUCGAGGAGCGCUGCUUCAGCCAGACCUCGGAGAUGGCCAAGGACUUCAUCCGCCAGCUCCCGCAGCGCAUGACGGCGGCCGAGUGCCUGGUGCACCCCUGGAUCAAGCGCUGCUGUGAGAGCGACCCAGAGGAGGAGAGGAGCCCCCGCACGGCUCUGCUGCGCCGCCGGAGAAGCAGCUGCUCCUGA